This is a messenger RNA of Seminavis robusta, 588 nucleotides long. Lineage: Eukaryota; Bacillariophyta; Bacillariophyceae; Naviculales; Naviculaceae. The record is from the annotation of a GenBank genome assembly.
AUGCGAACUCCCAUGAUAUCUAGGGUGCGAGUUAUGGAUGUGGCGGUAAGGCAGGCUCGGUCGACUUGUUACCAAUCUGGAAAUGCCUACAAUAGUUCCAUCCCGGUUGAGAUUGGGGAACUUCCAAAUCUUCAGUUUCUCUACGCCGAGAACUCCUUUGUCGAGGGUGACUUGUCCUUCAUGGAGCCAAUGCAAUCGAUUGUGGAAUGCUGGGUGGAUCAGAAUCCAGGAUUAGGUGGUACUAUUCCAACAACCAUUGGGAAUGUGCAGACACUUAAAAGUUGGUCCAUCAGCAGAUGUGGAUUCAAUGGUCCUAUCCCUUCCGAGCUAGGAAAUCUAAAGGACAUGGUGCGAAUGUGGCUUUAUGAUAACAUGUUUACAGGAGCUGUCCCAGAGGCCCUGGGUGACCUGUUCAAGUUGCAAAUGUUGGAGUUGGAAGAGAACCUUCUUACAUCAGUAAUGCCCCAGUCCAUUUGCCUUAACCUUGAGCCACUUGGUUUGCUGGCAACCUUGGAGGCUGAUUGCAGUGGAGGUGGCUCAGGAAUGCAAUGUGACUGCUGCACUUGCUGUGAAUCCUGUAGUAGAUAA